Messenger RNA from Chlorella variabilis, 1179 nucleotides. RefSeq lists its product as hypothetical. Lineage: Eukaryota; Viridiplantae; Chlorophyta; Trebouxiophyceae; Chlorellales; Chlorellaceae. Gene Ontology annotation, molecular function: ubiquitin-protein transferase activity. The transcript is spliced from 10 exons. The record is from RefSeq and is a predicted model, not a curated record. Gene Ontology annotation, biological process: protein polyubiquitination; proteasome-mediated ubiquitin-dependent protein catabolic process; positive regulation of protein catabolic process. The annotation marks the transcript as partial.
AUGCGGGUGGUGCCGGCCUGGGCGCCAACCCAACAAGGGCCCAGGGGCCAGCCGAGCCCGACCACCCUGCCCCCGCCUCUCCAGCCUCCCCUGCACCUGCCCUGCUCCCCCGACCCUGUGCCCCACCCUCCACCCUCCACCUGUGCCCCACCCUCCACCCUGUGCCCCACCCCCGCCCCCCGCAGCGUGGUGUUCACCGGAGAGGAGGGCGUGGAUGCGGGGGGCGUGACGCGGGAGUGGUACCAGGUGAUGAGCCGGGAGAUGUUCAACCCGCAGUUCUCGCUGUUCCAGCCGGUGCCCGAGGGAGGCACCACCUUCCAGCCCAACCCCAACUCCAUCAUCCAAAACGACGAGGCGCGCGGCACCAACCAUCUCGACUUCUUCAAGUUUGUGGGCCGCGUGGUGGCCAAGGCCCUGUACGACGGCCAGCUGGUGGACGCCCACUUCACCCGCUCCUUCUACAAGCACGUGCUGGGGCAGGCGCUGACGUACGAGGACAUCGAGGCGGUGGACCCAGACUUCUACCGCACACUCAGGUGGAUGCUGGAGAACGACAUCACCGACGUGCUGGACCUGACCUUUGCCGAGGAGACCGACUACUUUGGGAGGAAGAGCGUGGUGGAGCUCAGGGCGGGGGGCAAGGACAUCAAGGUCACGAACGACAACAAGCGGGAGUACGUGAACCUGGUGGCGCGCCACCGCAUGACCACCGCCAUCCGCCCCCAGAUCGACGCCUUCCUCAGUGGCUUCUGGGAGAUGGUGCCGCGCAAGCUCAUCAGCAUCUUCAACGACCACGAGCUGGAGCUGCUGAUCAGCGGGCUGCCGGAGAUCGAUGUGGACGACCUGCGGGGGAACACAGAGUACUCGGGCUUCACGGCGGCCAGCCCCGUGGUUCAGUGGUUCUGGGAGCUGGUUCGGGAGAUGGACAAACAGGACCUGGCGCUGCUGGUGCAGUUUGUGACGGGCACCUCCAAGGUGCCGCUGGACGGGUUCAAGGCGCUGCAAGGGGUGCAUGGCCCCCAGAAGUUCCAGAUACACAAGGCCUACGGCCCCACCGAGCGCCUGCCCUCGGCCCACACCUGCUUCAACCAGCUGGACCUGAUUGAGUAUGAGAGCAAGGGGCAGCUGAGGGAGCGCCUCCUCACUGCCAUCCACGAGGGCUCCGAGGGCUUUGGCUUU